CUCUAUAAAUACAAGCUCUAUCAGACCAAUCUCUCUCACUACUCUCUGAUCAUCAAGGAUUUCACAUACUUCAUCUGUUCAUCAUCAUCUUCUAAUUCCUCUUAUCGAUUAGUAAAAUGGGAGCCUUGUCGAAAACGCUGAUGGCUUCGCUGGUUCUCUCUUUUCUGCUUCUUCUCCUCGCCCAAGCAGAUCACCAGACCGUCAUGGACCUCAAUCAUGGAGGAGCUCCCAGCCCCUUACCCCCUGUCCUAGAUUGUGGAGUGGCCUGUGCUGGAAGGUGCAAGCUAUCGUCGCGGCCGCGCCUGUGCAAAAGGGCCUGCGGAAGCUGCUGUAGCAAGUGCAACUGUGUUCCUCCGGGCACUGCCGGCAACUUGGAGGCUUGCCCUUGCUAUGCUAAUCUCACCACCCACAACCAAACCCGCAAAUGCCCUUAAUUGAUUUAAUUUCUUUUCAAUUAAUUUAAGUACAUGCAUAUAUAUGCCUGAUCAGAUGCUAAGCUUUUGCUGUCAGCUUGAUCAAUCAUAUAUAUUGUUGUCUUCCACCAGAAUAAAGUUGAUGAUCAUGUAUCACAAACUUGUACCUCCAUUAUUAUUGAGAUAUUUUUUUUAGGCCUCCAUAUAUAUAUGUAAUAGCUUUUGUAUUUCUCUGUUAUGAGUUUCAAUA
Messenger RNA from Fragaria vesca subsp. vesca, 663 nucleotides. RefSeq names its product snakin-2-like. Lineage: Eukaryota; Viridiplantae; Streptophyta; Magnoliopsida; Rosales; Rosaceae. The transcript is spliced from 2 exons. The coding region runs from base 117 to 434 and encodes 105 amino acids. The record is from RefSeq and is a predicted model, not a curated record.